Molecule: messenger RNA, 1440 nt
Organism: Aureobasidium uvarum
Lineage: Eukaryota; Fungi; Ascomycota; Dothideomycetes; Dothideales; Saccotheciaceae
Source: the annotation of a GenBank genome assembly
AUGAGCAGCAAAUACUUUGCCCUCGGGGCCGCCGCCGACGACAGCGAGUCGACGCAACGCUUCUUCACACGCAACAAGUUCCUUCCAUCUCUACCCACCAUGCUGCCGCACCGCCUGCGCCGCAAGUUCCGCAGCACACGCUCCAAGAUCCGAAGCAGACAAACGCCCACCUCGUCCAUCUCGGCCCUGCAGACCAGCUUCAACCCCAAAGACACGCUGCGCUCCCUCCGCGACCACCAAUGGUCCGUCUACGACGCCCAAUACCUCUUCCUCGCCGUCAUCGGCAUCUUCGCUCUCUGCGUCAUCCAAUCGCCCGGUCCCAUGGUCAAGACGGCCGUGGCUACGCUGUUGAUGCUGUCGCUGCUGUUGCCCAUCACUCGCCAAUUCUUCCUGCCAUUCUUGCCAAUUGCCGCAUGGCUCGUCUUUUUCUUCUCCUGCCAGUAUGCCGCAUCAGCCUCUCCUUCUCGCGUCUUCUCGUCCCCUGCUAACUCGCCCUCGCCAGANUUCAUCGACGGCAAAUACAGACCUCCGAUCUGGGUACGCGUGCUGCCUGCCCUCGAAAACAUCCUUUACGGUGCAAACUUGAGCAACAUCCUCUCCGCCCACAAGGCCGUCGUCCUCGAUGUCCUCGCCUGGUUGCCUUACGGCAUCACCCACUUCGGUGCCCCAUUCGUCUGCUCUGGUCUCAUGUUCCUCUUCGGCCCGCCCGGAACCACCCCCACUUUCGCGAGAGCCUUCGGUUACAUGAACUUGACCGGUGUCAUGAUCCAGCUGUUCUUCCCUUGCUCGCCUCCCUGGUACGAGAACAUGUACGGCCUCGCUCCCGCCAACUACUCCAUGCAAGGCUCUCCCGCCGGUCUGGCCGCAAUCGACAAGCUCUUCGGUAUUGACCUGUACACUUCGACUUUCACCGCCUCACCUAUGGUAUUUGGUGCUUUCCCCUCGCUGCACUCUGGAUGUGCCACCAUCGAAGCCUUGUUCAUGAGCCACACCUUCCCCAAGCUUCGUCCCCUGUUCAUCAUCUACACGGGCUGGCUCUGGUGGUCUACCAUGUACCUCUCUCACCACUACGCUGUCGAUCUUGUUGGUGGUAGCUUGCUUUCCGCCGGUGCUUACUACAUCGCCAAGGGCAAGUUCCUGCCAAGACUGCAGCCUGGCAAGAUGUUCCGCUGGGAUUACGAUUAUGUCGAGGUCGGAGAAGCUAGAGAGCGCCAUGCUUAUGGUCUUACCGACCUGGCCGAGGAUGACUUCCACCCAGCCAACUUCGGCAUGGAUAGCGGCGACGAGUGGACUAUGGGCUCUUCGUCCUCGGUAGCAUCCUCCAGCAGAAGCCCUUCGGUCGGUGCAAGGAGCCCUGUAGACGAGUCUUGGGAGGGAGACACUCUGGCCUCGACAUCGGACAACGAGUACUACCAGCAAAAGACACAACAAAAGGCAUGA